UACAUACAAAAGGCAAAACUUGUCAGCAAAAUAGUUGAACUCCAAAUCGGGCAUGACUUUUAGGCAGAAAUUCAGUAAAAUUUAAAUAUCUACACCCCUUCAGCACAAUGGAGCAGAUGCAGGAUGUGAAUCAGGACCGCGGCAAGGAGGCCACGGGCAGCAGGGACCUCGAUCUGGAGGAGAACGACGGGGACUUGAGCCGGAACUCCAGUUUGACCACCGUGUGCAGUACCUUUCCAUUAACCUCGAGGAUCGACAGCUAUCACCGCUGGCGCACAAUGGACCAGGAGGAGGACACCCUGGGUUGCGUACUGGAAGUCGAUAGUGAACGAAAGGUCCAGCUGGCCAUGUCCAUGCCGCUCGCCAUUGACGCCAUACAUCCUUGAGGCUGAAUCCAAUAAAUUCCAGUUCUACUACCCAUUAA
This is a messenger RNA of Drosophila biarmipes, 424 nucleotides long. RefSeq lists its product as uncharacterized. The coding region runs from base 108 to 386 and encodes 92 amino acids. NCBI's taxonomy places the organism in Eukaryota, Metazoa, Arthropoda, Insecta, Diptera, Drosophilidae. The transcript has a single exon. The record is from RefSeq and is a predicted model, not a curated record.